This is a messenger RNA of Vicia faba (fava bean), 2262 nucleotides long. Lineage: Eukaryota; Viridiplantae; Streptophyta; Magnoliopsida; Fabales; Fabaceae. The record is from the annotation of a GenBank genome assembly.
AUGAAGAUGGCAAAAUAUAUGUGCAACAGUGAAGGAAACUUAGACGACAAAAGUUUCAGCAAACCUAUGCCAUGGAUAGGAAUCUACAUAGCAUCAGCAUCACUUCUGUGUCUCAUUUCCUUCUCAUUAGAUCUCAUCAAAGGUUUCAAAGCCCGCAAACUAUGGUUCCCUUGCAAAUACUUUUGCCUCAACGCUACUUCCUUAACCAUAAUUGCUAUUUCUGUUAAGCUCUCUGUUGAUCUCAACACCCCUAUGCCUCAACGUCAUGAUCAGCUAGCAAAACUAGCCAGCAGUGCUAUAAUCUGCACUGUCAUGGCUAACUCCAUGCCUUCUCUUGGUGUCACACAGACUAAUGAAACCAUGAUGAAUGUUAUGGCCAUGGCUAUUUUAGUUAUUACCAUGAUUGUUAAUAUUUGUAUCCAGUUUGCAACUGGUGUUAUCUAUGAGUUUUGGAUUGAACAUGGUGUGAUUAUGUUUCUCAUGCUUAUUUUGUUGAUGAUUAUGAGUUCUUCUACUUUGUCUUUACAAAAGAUGAAACAUUACAUGGAGUUGAAGUAUAAGGUCAAUGAAGAAGCUUUGAGAGAAGAGUCAAAGCAAAAACAAGGGUUUGGUAAUGUGACUGAUAAACUAAGAGAUGAAUUGAUGAGAUAUUGGAUGAUGGCUCAUACAAGUAGUCCUCAGUUUCUACUUGGAAGAUCGGUAUCGUGUACUGCUUCAGGUGCUUUUUGUGUUUUGAGUACUUUGACUUUGUUCGAAGGGAUGCUUCGAACUUAUUUGAUGCCUUGGUCGGUUACGUUUUGUAGUGGUGAUUCUGAUUACAAAUGGUCUAUAAUCUUGAUUCUUAUAGUUCAAUAUGCUGCUGUUGCUGUUGGUACUAUUGCUCCUGCUUUUAGAUGGUUUUUUGCUGUUAAAUAUAGGUGUCCAAAUGUGAGGAAAAGGAGCUGCAAGAAAAUUUUUCAGGUAGAAAGUUAUUGGACUGAUAGGUUAGUGGUGAUUAAAGAGAGUCCGAUUAGUUUUCGGAUUCGUAACCGGUGGUUUAGGAAGUUGGCUCAUGAUGUGAAAUAUAUGAUAUUGUGUUUCUGUAUUAAACUACAGAUUGGAAUUGUGAGGUUGUGCAUAGCUGCACAGUAUGUUUCAGUUUAUCCAAUGUGUUGGGUUUUGGGAUUUUGUGAGUAUUUCAAGAACUGGAAAUUCGGUUCGAGUCUAGGGACAGGCACGAAGCAUGAUCUGCGUCGUUUUAUUCUUCAUCUCGAAGGCGAGGAAGAGUUGGUUGAGGUGAUGAUGAAAGAAAAUUGGGAUGCAACAAUGCAUUGGGUUCAACAAGGUGAGAAAAAGCAGCCAAAGCUUGUGAUUGAGUUGUUAGAGAAAAAAUGUUCAAUCUUGCAAGGCUUUAAGGGAGUUGGAGAAUUCGAUUGCGACGAAAUUGUUCCUUUACAUGGUGAAGAACCUCCAUAUAGUUGGUCACUUCCACUAGUGACACUAGCAAGCAUUAUAGUUGCAAUGCCAAACAUUGACAAGUGUUUGGUGAAAAACUUGAUUAGUACUCUAAAUGAAGGACUACCCUAUGUGAAGUUCAUAGAAAACAACAUAGACCAAGAUAGAAAAAUAAUCAAACUUCGAAAAGCAGCCGAAAUCAUUUGGCUUGGAACCGAUCUUUAUGGAAAGUGGCUAGAUGUUGAUCUUUACAAACUCUCACUUCAAAGCAAUAAUCCAAAACAAACACUUGAGACACUAGCUGAUUUAGCAAAAGCAAGAUAUGAGAAAUACAAAGCAAAAUACAAUCACAUAUGCAUUAAGGUGAGUCCUUGGGCUUGGCCUUUGAAAGUGUUGGCUUCUAAUGCAAUGUAUAGAAUAAGCAAAACAAUGCUUCUGAUGAAUCAUGAUGUUGUGAAAGAUUGUAAUAGUAAUAGUGAGAAGGUGUUUGAGGUUGUGAUAGUGAUGGUUUCUGAUAUAUUGGGAGCAUGUUUAACUAACUUGCCUCAUGUUAUAUCUAGAGUGUGUUUGAGUAGUGGAAUUGAAGAGAGGGAGGAUAAUGUUAGAGAAGCUGUUUAUGUGCUUGGUAAAACUAAGAAGAUUAUAGAAAUGCUUGAAAAGAGAGCUUUUCCUAGUGUGGAUUUUUGCUGCGGGACUAAUGUUGAAGAUUGGCGUUUGAUGCAUAAGGAAAACAGGUUCUGUUGUCCCUCUGAGCUAUCUUCACUGGAGGAAGAUGAUUCCUACACAGCUCCUUCCAAGUUAAGGGAUCUUUGCUUAAAUAUUGACUAA